AUGGCCACCGCAUUGGCACAGGGCGAGCGCGCUGCGGCCGCGAUCCAGUCCAGCAAUAGAAGGAGAGGGUGGGUCAUUGCCAGCGAGGACGGCACCAAAGUCCACAGACCUUCCAGCUUCGAUGCCCGCAAGAGUGCUGCUGCCUGGAACAGAGGCAAAGGCCCUUCCAAGGCGUCAAUACCUUCCCGGGCUUCGUCGUUGGCUUCGUCUCCCGCCCCGUCUCCCGCACCAUCCCCUGCUCUGCCAAGUGAGCCGGUUAAGUCGCUCGUCGCGGACAAACCUUCCACUACCAUCGAGGUUGUACCAGACGCAGAAGCGACGCCAAGCCAGCCCCUGCCGCCACCACGCGAUCCGUCUUCGAGCAUGACCCACAGCAGAGACGCUUCGUCAAGUACGACGACCGAGGCCGAAUCCAGCCACGGUCGACGCAGACCCUCCCCGCCGCUGCUCGUGCCGCCCAAACAGACGUUCCGAAAGGUGCCAUCCACCAAAGUCCUGCCGCCUUCGGCGCUCAGCGAUCACCAAAAAUUCAUGUCAGCUGCGAGCAGGAGUUCAGCAUCCGCAUCUUCCAGCGUCGCUUCCUCAUCCGCCGCUGGUCCGUCUGGCCUACGGUCGCCGUUUGUGAAUGCUGCACUACGUAGCGAUUUGGCCAAGUUGGCCGCACGUCGACGCGCGAAUAGCUCUUCUUCCUCGAGCGCUACCACAAACUCUUCUACAGACACUGUUGUUCAGUCAGCGACAACGUCAGCGACAACCUCGGCCACAACAACAUCGGCCGCGUCUUCAGCACCAUUCAAGAGCCAGGAUAAGGGCAAGGGCAAGCAGGUGGGGCAAAGCCCGUUGCAGACGGAUGCGGAAGGGUUCUUUAGCUCUGGUGGGAAGGUCAAGCAGUUGGUCAACACGUACGACAGCGGACACGGUCGGCAGUGGAGCGGCGACAAGCAGUCCGCCGUGUCGUCGCAGCAAAGACACUUCGAUCGUAGUCAACCUAGACUAUUGCACAUCUCCUUGACAAACCCACUCCCCCCUUUGAGUGAGAAAUCGGCCAACUCGGAUCUCGACGACGUGCUUUCUUCGGCAUCCGACCUUCCAUCCGAUAACGAAGGAGCCGCCCGGCCCACCAAACGACGCGAAAGCCUGCAGAUCGAACUGCCACCUCCACCUCCGCAGUUCAAGGAUCGAUACCCGGCGAUCCUUGUCGAUUCGACGCAUGCCAGCGACUCGGAGGCGAGUGGAACCAGCAAUGCGGGUGUUCGUCGCAGACGUCGAAGAAGUACCGCGUCCGCGAGCAACAAGCUCAGUGUGGAUGGAGACGAUGACGACGACGACGACUACGCUGACGACGAUUCCAGCUGGCCUUCAACGCCCUCGACUACGCCGCUGGAGAUGUACUUUACCGCGGCUGACGCGAAUGCUGCUGCCGUCACCGCUGACGACACCGAGGCUGACAGGCCGAGAGCAGCAAGGAGGACCUUGCAGACUACCAAGGAGAUCAUCACGCCCGUUCCGGAUGCGCUUGGGAUGGGAAGGCCCAUGGUCGUGGUGACUAGCCCGAGUACGGUCAGCGAGGUUUCAUCGGAUCGCCGCUCCAGUUCCGGCUCUGGUUCGACGUCGGAUCGAACCUACGCUUCGUCUCCUCCUGCUGUGGGCAAUAUCGCCCCUGCACCGGCGCUGUCCAAGAUCGAAGAGCAUCCGCCGCCUGUCACGCCCGAGGCGGAGGCGAACGUAACUCCAGCAUCGAAGACAUCCUUGUCGUUCGAGGUGCCGGACGUGCCGCGAUCUCGUGCAUCGCAGGAGAGUCUAGCGACCGCUGCGGCUCCUGUUCGCUCGCCUUCGCGCACCAGAGCUUUCCUGUCCAAGAUCAGCCCCAACAGACCGGCGAAUCGCAGCACCGUCGACUUGGUCUCUACAGCACAGUCGCCCGUCACGUCGCCCGAGGUAGCCAAGAGAAUGUCACUCGAUAACCAGCGACGCACAUCUGCUGAACAGCGUCGAUCUAUCGAGCUCCGACCUAUUUUGCUGAAUGCAGCAUCGCGCCCGCCACCGCGACCUACCGCCACGGAUCUUGCCAAUGCAAGUUCAGACUCUUCACACUCUACGACAAGCGCUCAACUGACGCAGCAGCAGCAAGAAAAACAACAACGGCGCCGCUCGUCUGGUCGCGUCGCGAUCCGGCCUAAUGUGGUCCCGUACCAUUCCCGUCGCGGAUCCGAGGUUUCUGUCGGCUCUUCCACCGAGUCGCAUAGGCUGCACGACCGCGGCUCUUUUGACAAAGACACUUUUGAUCCACGAUAUAGCCCCUCAUCGCAGGUGACGACGCUCACGAUGCCGUCGCCGGCGCUGAGCACGACGCAAAAGCAAUUCCCGUCGCAGCAGGCUCGCGCUAUACGUGCACCUGUUGAGGUCGAUGCGCGUCGCUCGUCGACGGCCAAUACGCCGAAGGAUCGGUUCGCCGCGUCGAUGCCCUCUUUACACGAACCGAGCCGCGGUGCUCAAUCUGCAGCGCGUCGUUCAGGCUCGCAAGAGGAGGCAGAGAGCCGGCCGUCAGCUAUACGCCUGCUGGUGGACUCGCAGAAGGGCAGGAUGACGAGGGACAACGAUUCGAUCGCAGAAUGGAUCUCGGUAUCGGUCAACGAUCUGCCUCUACCGGAUGUCACGCAUGCGUACGGCAAUGGGGGGGCUGGCGACUUCUCGAACGAAACCCAGCAGCACGGAAAGAAGGCCCAGAAGAACAAGCCGUGGAAGCUGGGGCGAUUUGCCGCGUCUGAAGUGGUUCUACCGGCCAAGGACCAGAAACGACGAUCGAUGGCGCUGGUCAAACGCGCAUCUUCGUCGCAGGUGAAUGAAGCGGGGCGCCAGAGCAACGAAUCGAUGCCGUCGCCGCAGAAGGGGCCGUUCAUGCGCAACCUCGGCUUUACCACUGCGAACCGCAACGCGGUGCUGCAAAACCUGUGCGCGGAACGAUCCAUCAUGGCGCUUGGGGCGAGCACGGUGUAUAUUGCCGGUAGUGGGCGCAUCAGCGUUCCGCAGCCAAGCGCAUGGGCGGAGAUCAAGGCGAAGACGAAGCAACAGGGCAAGAAGGACAAGAAAACGAGCCAGAGCUCGAACAAACAGGUGGUAGCGCCCGUCGUUGAGGCAAACAGCAAUCCACUGCCCGUGUCGCACCACGCAGAGCCCUCGCAGAAUGCGUACCUCAACGUGACCGAGGACCGACAUACGGGCUACGACCUGAGCGGCACGGCUGUGGGCACAGUCAAGUCAAUGGUGCCUGAGAUGGGAGACUGGUCUGGCUCCUCAGGCUUGGAUCGUGGCGCUAGCGAGGAAGCGAUGCAAGCGCAGCCGUUCAGGGACUACGAGGACGAGGGGUCUGAUCUGUUCGAUUCAGAGAGGUCCGAGUCCGACGAGUCGGAGGACGAGAUGGACUACGAUGACCAGGAGGAAGAGGUGGAGGUGCCUGUUCGUUUUGGUCAGCGUGUGAACCUGGCUCAGCGGUACUCCUCGCAGGUGCAGGCACAGUCCGGCACAGACGCGCCAAGGUCAAGCGGUGCGGCAUCAAACGAAAACGCGUCGGCGAGCCAGGUGAGGCAAUCAGUGAGUCUGGAAAGAUUUACACCUGGCACGGUGAUGUUGCACAAGAACGAGUUGCGGAUCUGUGUGGAAGAGGAGGAGGUUACUGGCCGCGCCGCGCGUCCGUGGGCCUACUGGAAGGCAGUGGAGGUACAACAGCCCAAGUCGCAGCCAGAGGAGAUCGCGGAGCACCAUAUGCGUCGUCAGCUUUCGAGUAAGGCCAUGAAGCUGGAGCAGGAAGUGGCUACGGGCAUUUUUGCUGCGUUUGUGGGCAAUCGCAGUCCACGACGACAGGCUCAGCGAUCGAGCUUCGAUGCAGGACCCAACCCGGCAACGUCGAGCAAGGUGAUUUCAAAGGAGCUGGUCAUAUCCAAGGUGAACAAGAGCAUGUUUUCCGUGCGAAGCGAAACACGCUCGACGAGUCAAGGGACGGAGAAGGUGGUGGAGAUUCUGCGUCGUCAUGGUGGACGUGGAAGUAGCCAUACGGCGCAAGAAUCGACGGGAUUGUCGCGCGCUUCGGCGCCUUCAGACAAGGUUGAGCGAGCUUUCCCAUCGCCGCUGCUCUCCAACGGGGAUUUUGCGCACAACAGGACGCGAUCGAAUCGCUCGGAUGCUUCGCAGUCGACAAUGGAGGACGCUGUGGAGCGAAUCACGAUGCGCAUCGAGCAGUAUGGUGGGCGAGGGGUCGCGGCUAGCUUCACUACGCGCGAUGGACAACACUGGUCGUGGUCGGGAAGCAAGCUGGAGGCGUCAGUGUUGUCACCCAGGAGGGACUCUUCAGAUGUUCAAGGACUGGACGUGCUCGAAGGAUUCGACCUGGUUCUGCGUGCAACCAAUGGGUCAGAAACCAUCGAACUGGCGACGUAUUCGACCGAGUCGCAAGUGCGCAACGCUUUGGGACUGUUCAAGCCGCGAAGCAAGCCGGUUCCCAAACCGCUCCCGGAGGACGGUUCGAGCAUUGGGCCUAUCGUGCCACCGCCGGCUCGCGUGCUGCCGCUGGCGAUCCCCAUCCGAGGCGUGCCUGGACGUAUGGGUAGAAGAGAGCCGGUGAUGCCAAUGCGUGGCAUCCGAGGUGGACCGCUGCUGCGACCGCAAACGGGUGUAGGGGGCAGUCCACGUCAACAUGGACUGUGGCAGCAUCAGCGAGCGGCAAUUUCGAACGAGGUGGUGGUGCAGGUGCAUAACAAUGCCGUCAACAACGCGAGGGCCUCGCUCUUGCUCAAUGGAGGUAGAGCGGGAGGCAAUCCUCGGGCUGAGGCAGAGCCGAGUCGUGCAUCGGUAGAGGUGGCGAGGUCGUCGAUGGACGAGGCGAUGGGAAUGAAGAAGAUGGGUGUGCUCGCUUUUACUGCGAUCGGCUCGUUGGAUCGGGAUCUUGUCGUGCUUUCGCUGUUGGCUGUCAUGGGAUCGGUCAGGGUCUAG
This is a messenger RNA of Sporisorium graminicola, 4986 nucleotides long. RefSeq lists its product as uncharacterized. Lineage: Eukaryota; Fungi; Basidiomycota; Ustilaginomycetes; Ustilaginales; Ustilaginaceae. The record is from RefSeq and is a predicted model, not a curated record. Bases 1 to 4986 code for a protein of 1661 amino acids. The transcript has a single exon.